CCACCAGGUCCAUUUCCAUUACCAUUGUUAGGAAAUGUUUUAAUGUUUCGUAAUUAUAAAAAACACUGGAAUCUAGAGAUAACAAAACUAUACAAAAUAUACGGUCCGGUUAUUACCGUAUGGAUCGGUCCGAAACCGUUUGUCUUUAUCGGUAGUGUAGAGGUCAGGGAUGUAUUCAAUAAAAGUGAACUAUGUGGACGACCAUCAUCUCAAUUGGGUAGUAUAUUUUGCAAUGAUAAACAUCAAGAUAUUGCAUUCAAUGAUUACGGUAGAUGUUGGGAAAGCCUACGUAAGGUAUCGCAUGCAACCAUUAGAAAAUUUGCCCGAACCAAUCAAUUGGAACAGUUAUGCGACCAAUUUGUUACUAAUACUAUUGAUCUGAUUAAGGAAAGGGAGGGAUUGGAUAAGCCGUUUGAUCCGCGUAUCUAUAUUUAUAAUUUGUUGGCAAAUAUAAUUGGUGCCACAAUUUUCAGUGAAAAUUUUAAUAUAGAAGAUAGCGAAUUGAAAAAAUUUAAAUAUUGUACAACAGAUUUCAACAAUGAAUUGGGAAUUAAUUUAUAUUUAUAUGAAUUUAUACCAUCAAUGCGUUUACUAAUGAAAAAUCCAUUAGUAAAAUAUGAAAACUAUUUCAAAGAUAUUAUGUUUUACGCAAAAUCAAUAUACAAAUCACAUCUAAUGAGUUAUGAUCAGCAAAUUAGACGCGAUUUUUGCGAUAUACUAAUCGGUGCCAAACACGAAGCUAUUGCCGAUGAUAAGCAAACGGCACCGUAUUUUACAGAUAAUAAUCUAUCGACGGCUAUGAUUCAGAUAUUUUUAGUUAGAUUAUGUUGA
This is a messenger RNA of Oppia nitens, 831 nucleotides long. Its product is annotated as cytochrome P450 2U1-like. The transcript has 6 exons. Lineage: Eukaryota; Metazoa; Arthropoda; Arachnida; Sarcoptiformes; Oppiidae. Bases 43 to 831 code for a protein of 262 amino acids. Gene Ontology annotation, molecular function: iron ion binding; heme binding; oxidoreductase activity, acting on paired donors, with incorporation or reduction of molecular oxygen. The record is from RefSeq and is a predicted model, not a curated record.